AGAAAUCGGCACCGUAUCUUCUCAAUUCCAAGUUUUCCUGAGGCGCAGUAGCUAGGGAUUUGGCAGCGGAACAAAGGCCGAAGAAAGACAGAAGAGGAAGAUGUUGAGGCUCGCGUCGAGGAGGCUUUCCUCCAUCUCUUCAUCUCCAUGGAGAGCCGACCAGGCUAUGUCGGCUUUCUUCUCUCGAAACUCUAUUAAAUCCGGCGGUUCUUCCUCCUCCGAUCGCAACAGAUCCUCUCCCGAUGCUGGUCAUUUUUCUCUCAGGCCCGACUUCCUUGUUCCCUUCAGAGGGUUUUCUACUGACACGCUUGUCCAUCCAAAGGAAAGUAGCAUUAUUUCAGAGAUUCCUCCUACUGUCGCAGCUAUUAAGAAUCCUACUUCUAAGAUUGUUUAUGAUGAACACAACCAUGAACGAUUUCCUCCAGGGGACCCGAGCAAGAGGGCAUUUGCCUACUUUGUCCUAACUGGUGGUAGGUUUGUGUAUGCUUCUCUAAUCCGUCUUCUUAUUCUCAAGUUCGUGCUCAGCAUGUCAGCUAGUAAGGAUGUUCUUGCUAUGGCCUCCCUGGAGGUUGAUCUGUCUAGCAUUGAGCCUGGCUCUACAGUGACUGUUAAGUGGCGUGGAAAGCCUGUGUUCAUCCGUCGUCGAACAGAGGAUGAUAUUAAGCUGGCAAACAGUGUUGAUGUUGGAUCUCUUCGUGACCCUCAGCAGGAUGCAGAGAGAGUGAAGAACCCAGAGUGGCUUAUUGUGAUUGGCGUUUGCACGCAUUUGGGUUGCAUUCCCCUGCCAAAUGCUGGCGACUUUGGUGGAUGGUUCUGCCCUUGCCAUGGUUCACAUUAUGAUGUUUCUGGCAGAAUUAGGAAGGGGCCAGCGCCUUACAAUCUGGAGGUACCAACUUAUACCUUCUUGGAUGAGAACAAAUUGAUGAUUGGUUGAAGCUCUUGGCGCCGCUUUUGUGGGGAUAAGGUUAUUCAGGCACAACUUUUUGUCAUUUAUUCGUUAUCUUCAAAAUUUGCCUUGGACAUCUCUCAUCGAGUCCCAUAUUUGGGUUUGUUUAGAUGUGUUAAUGUAACUCAGAGAAAACUUUUACUGUCUGGCGAGACCAAUUUGAAUAAUCGCCUGGCUUUUGCUAGCGUAUAAAUGCUUAAAACUGAAAGUCUUUGAGGACUACGGCCUGUGGCAUGAUGUAUUCUAUUUUGGAAAUUGCCUAUCACAUAAUUUUUUUUCGUAAGAGCUGCGUUUUUUUUGUAAAGAAAAACAUUUAUUGGUAUGAUGUAUGAAACUUACAAGUUACAACAA
Messenger RNA from Neltuma alba, 1297 nucleotides. Its product is annotated as cytochrome b-c1 complex subunit Rieske-4, mitochondrial-like. The record is from RefSeq and is a predicted model, not a curated record. Gene Ontology annotation, molecular function: 2 iron, 2 sulfur cluster binding; quinol-cytochrome-c reductase activity. Bases 101 to 934 code for a protein of 277 amino acids. The transcript has 4 exons. Gene Ontology annotation, cellular component: membrane. NCBI's taxonomy places the organism in Eukaryota, Viridiplantae, Streptophyta, Magnoliopsida, Fabales, Fabaceae.